Auxenochlorella protothecoides is the source of this 1896-nucleotide messenger RNA. RefSeq names its product Extended synaptotagmin-3. Gene Ontology annotation, cellular component: endoplasmic reticulum. Gene Ontology annotation, molecular function: lipid binding. Bases 1 to 1896 code for a protein of 631 amino acids. Lineage: Eukaryota; Viridiplantae; Chlorophyta; Trebouxiophyceae; Chlorellales; Chlorellaceae. The record is from RefSeq and is a predicted model, not a curated record. The transcript is spliced from 16 exons.
AUGGACGACCGCACAUCGAGGGAGCCGGGGCCUGCAGGUGCACCAGCAUCGCCCCGGCCCAGCAGGGCCAAGGCUCCUGAAACCACCGCCGUGGAUGGCGAGAGCGUGACCUACCAGCUGCAAAAACUGGCGACCAUGGCCUUCCUGGGCUGGCUGGGCCUCCUGGCAUGCCUGAUUCCCCUGCUCUGGCUGUGGAGCUGGGAGCUGGUCCGCGCCCUCGCCCUGGGCCUCCUCGUGGGACUCGGGGCCUCCCUCCUGCACCGCUUCAACCUGAAGCGCAAGGCAGCCAUGGCGCAGCGGCUCCGCAUUACUCCUGGCCGGAAGGGAAUGCAGCAGCUCCUGCACAAGAUCCCCACAUGGCUGGACUUUGCCGACACAGAGAAGCUGGAGUGGCUGAACGACAUCAUCCUCAAGUCCUGGCCCUACUACGAUCUGGCCAUAUCGACGAUGGUCAAGUCGCAAGUGGAGCCCUUGAUGGCCCAGUACAAGCCAUCGGGACUGAUCAAGCGCAUCUACUUCCAGAAACUGACCUUUGGGAAUAGUCCUGUCAGGCUGGAGGGGAUCCGAGUAGACAAAGACGAUCCCUCGGAAGUUGCAGUGGAGGUCGACUUCCGCUGGUCUGGGGACGCCAACAUCGUCAUGGGCAUCGACCUGCCGGUGGGCGGGACCUUGACCCGCCUGGCGCCCAAGGUCUCCGACCUGGCGGUCAGCGGGACGGCGCGCGUGGUGCUUCGCCCCCUGCUGGACACCAUCCCCGGGUUUGGGGCCGCCCUGGUCUCCCUGCGCAAGCCCCCCAUCGUCAGAUUCCACCUGGACUUUGGCAAGGCGUUUGGCGGCGCAGCCUCCGCGGGCGCUAUCCGGCUGUGGCUGGACGACUUUCUCAGGACGCAGAUCGCGGAAAUGCUGCUCUGGCCGUCGCGGAUCGUCAUUCCCCUGCUGGACGAGUCCGUGACGGGGCCGCUGGACGACCUGUACCUCAGGCACAAGGGUGUCCUGCGCGUCGAUGUCAUCGAGGCGCGAGACCUGCCCAAGGUCGAUGCGAUAGGCUCCGCCGACUCCUUCGUCACCGUCUACACCACCGCGCAUGUUAAAGAGAAGACCACGGUCAAGAAGAACUCGCUGCACCCAAAGUUCGGUGAGAAGCUGUGGCUGAUGUGCCAGGAGCCCGCCUCACAGUUGCUGUACAUCGUCGUCAAGGACAUCGACCUCGUGAACGUCAAGCAACAGAGCCUGCUGCAGCUGAAUGUGCUGAAAGGCGCCUCCAACGUGGUCAAGAACUCGACGCUGCUUGGUCGGGCUGCGCUGCCCAUCAAGGAGUUCACCCAGAGGCCUGGAGAGCCCCACGAGAUGUGGGUCCCCCUGGGCACGGGAGACUUUGCGGCUGCGGCGGGUUGUGGCUCUGGGAGGGGCGAGGUGCACCUCAACAUCACCUUCUGGCCCUUUGAUCAGCUGAAGGGGCACAAAUCUGCUGCUCGAGGCGCCGUGAUUGUCACCCUAUUCAGGUGCAACAACCUUGUACCCAUGGACCGCCCCGUGAACCAGUCGGACCCCAUGGUGGUGUUCAAGCUGAACAAAGAAAGCAAGAAGAGCAGCGUGGUGUGGAAGAACCUCAAUCCCCGUUGGAUUGGGGAGCACUUUGACUGGUUCCAUGUGCCCAUGGACUCGGUGCUGGAAGCCACGGUGUAUGAUUUCGACCGCUGGUCCGGCAAUGAGGUGGAGGGCUCCGUUGAGAUUGACAUCACAGAAGAGAUUGCCAGGGCUCCCAGGGGCGAUGUCACAAAGACCUGGGAGCUGGAGGAUGUUCCCACGGAUUGGGUCGAUCCCUCGGGCAAGAAGGAGAAGUCGACCAUCACCCUACGCAUCCAGUGGAUACCCUACCAGGAGCUGAGCAGAUAA